This is a messenger RNA of Tyto alba (common barn owl), 1874 nucleotides long. RefSeq names its product phosphorylase kinase catalytic subunit gamma 1 (gene PHKG1). The coding region runs from base 644 to 1810 and encodes 388 amino acids. Gene Ontology annotation, molecular function: ATP binding; phosphorylase kinase activity; calmodulin binding. The record is from RefSeq and is a predicted model, not a curated record. NCBI's taxonomy places the organism in Eukaryota, Metazoa, Chordata, Aves, Strigiformes, Tytonidae. The transcript has 11 exons. Gene Ontology annotation, biological process: protein phosphorylation; glycogen biosynthetic process. Gene Ontology annotation, cellular component: phosphorylase kinase complex.
CACAGAGGCAGCAUCGGCGGCUCGGACACGACCCCAAACCGACCCUUUACCUCCGGGGCUGCGCCAGCCCCGCGCAGGGAAGGGUUAAAGGCUGGCGGUGCCUCGGAGGAAGUCCCCGAACCUCCGCGCUGCUGCGCGGAUCUUCCGCUCCCCCCCCACACACACACCCCCACACCCACGGCUCCCCCCAUCACCCACGGCCGCGGAGCCGCUCGCUUCCAGCCGCGGCCCAACGCGCCCGCCAAGUCUCUCGGCGGUUUAUUUUUGGCUCGGCAGGAGCGGAACGGGGCAGCCCCGAGCGAGCGGCCGCCCCGCAGCGCCCAGGGCUCGGCCCGGCCCGGCCGGAUCCGCGGUGCCGGGGCCCGGCUGCCCGCAGCCAGCCAAACCAUUCCAGACAACUUUGUCAUCUUAAAAAUAAUUAGGAAAAAAAGAAUAAAUAAAAAAAAAACCAAAAACAAGGCAGAUUUCAAGGCUUCACAGGGGUCUUUGGGUGUUGUCAGCGUGGGGUGACAUUUCUGGAGGCUGCUGCUGCUGGGGACCUUUGGACCUGCCUUGCCAGCACUGCCUUGCUACCGUACGCUUUUGCACCCAGCCCCUUUCUGCCAGCAAACGAGCCCAAAGUGCAGCCAGACAGGAGCCAGAGAUGACCAAGGAAGAGGAUCUACCGGACUGGAACUCAUCCAAGGAGUUUUAUGAAAAAUAUGAGCCAAAGGAGAUUUUGGGCAGGGGGGUGAGCAGCGUCGUCCGUCGGUGCAUUCACAAAACCACCCAGCAGGAAUAUGCUGUGAAGAUUAUCGACAUCACGGCAGGUAACAUAUCCCCCAAGGAGGUACAGGAACUGCGAGAAGCCACCACUAAAGAGAUCGACAUUCUCCGGAAAGUCUCAGGCCACCCCAACGUCAUCCAGCUGAAGGACAGCUAUGAAUCCAGCACCUUCUUCUUCUUGGUGUUUGACCUGAUGAAGAGAGGGGAGCUCUUUGACUACCUCACUGAGAAAGUCACCUUGAGCGAGAAGGAAACCAGGAAGAUCAUGCGCGCGCUGCUGGAAGUGAUCCAGUACCUCCACUCCAUCAACAUCGUCCACCGGGACCUGAAGCCAGAGAACAUCCUCCUGGAUGAUGACAUGAACAUUAAGCUGACGGACUUUGGCUUUUCCUGCCAGCUGCAUGAGAACGAGAAGCUCAAAGAGAUCUGUGGCACACCUGGCUACCUGGCCCCUGAGAUCCUGCAGUGCUCCAUGGACGACGAGCACCAAGGCUACGGGAAAGAGGUUGACAUGUGGAGCACCGGGGUGAUCAUGUACACCUUGCUGGCCGGCUCGCCUCCCUUCUGGCAUCGCAAGCAGAUGCUGAUGCUACGGAUGAUCAUGAAUGGGGACUACCAGUUCGGCUCCCCAGAGUGGGACGACCGCUCGGACACUGUUAAGGACCUGAUCUCCCGGUUCCUGGUGGUGGACCCACGGCAGCGGUACACAGCCGGCGAGGCACUGGCCCACCCCUUCUUCCAGCAGUACGACGUGGAGGAGGUUCGGCACUUCAGCCCUUUCCGGAAAUUCAAGGUGAUCUGCCUGACCGUCCUGGCAUCGGUCCGUAUUUACUACCAGUACCGGCUGGUCAAGUCGGUCACCAGGGAGCUGGUGGUGCGGGACCCGUACGCCCUGAAGCCCAUCCGCAAGCUGAUCGACGCCUGUGCCUUCAGGACCUACCGGCACUGGGUGAAGAAGGGGGAGGCGCAGAACAGAGCCGCCCUCUUCGAGAACACCUGCAAGGCCAUUUUGCUGACCCUGGCAGCCGAGGAAGGGCUGUUUUGAUCGCCGCUGCGUAAGCUGAUGAGUUUGCUCAAGAAGUAAGGCAAGUAAAAUCUUUGAAAACCAA